Pedinophyceae sp. YPF-701 is the source of this 444-nucleotide messenger RNA. Lineage: Eukaryota; Viridiplantae; Chlorophyta; Pedinophyceae. The record is from the annotation of a GenBank genome assembly.
AUGACUGGGGCUUGGGACGCGUCCAAGGAGUGCUGGUGGAAGCCCAGCACGUGGCACCCUGCCGCGCAGAUAUGGAAGGGCGGCGGCAUGGGCUCGAACGACGUGGCGGCGCUGCGCUGGAGGCCUGGAUGCAACGGACUCGUGCCCUUCAAGUACAUGCUCCCUUACUUCGCGUUCGGCUUCGGCGCGACGUACCUGUUCUACGACUUGGUCUUCAUCCGCAAUAUCAACGGCUGGGAGCGGCCGGAGACGGCCACGCCCGAGGCUGUCGCGGCCCAGACGGCUGCGGGCCGCAACGCCCGCUUCGUGUCCAACCCCGACGUCGUCGUGGCGCGCAACCCCAUCUACACCGGCGUGCCGCCGGCGGAGUACAAGCGCAAGUACGAGGACGUGGUCGCGGCGGGUGAGCCCGUGGCGCAGUUCCCGGGCGGCGAGGACGAGUAG